AUGCAGGGCGUGCGAACCACAAGAGGUUGUGUCAACUGCCGAGCCAAGAAGAAAGGCUGCGAUAUGAAGAAGCCGACGUGCGGUCGCUGCUCAAGAUUGAGAAUACAAUGUACAUUCGAGGAGAGAAAGUACGUCUUUGUCAGUCAAGAUGGCAGUCGCAGGCCAGGCAACUUCUUGACAUCGCCUUCAGCGGUUUCGCUGGCCAAGACCGACUCUUCGCUUGUUGUGGAUGAAUUCUUUUGGACCAAUUACCUUCCGCAAGAAGAUGUUUCUCUAGAUGGCAGCAUCGGCGGAAUAUUGUCGGCGCCUUGGAUACCUGGUAUCCGAAAACUGGCAGACACAGACAAAGAUGUCAAGAACGCCUUGCAAGCUUGCGCACUAACCGGUUUUGGAUGGAUGAACAACGAUCGUACACUGGUUGUACGAGCUGUAUGGUUCUAUGCCCAAGCACUCAAACAGACCAAUAUCGCCCUAAAAGAUCCCGUCGCAGCACUUGGCGACAGCGUACUUGCCUGCUGUCGACUUCUUGUCCUGUUCGAGAUGCUACAACGGAUAUCACCUGAGCCCACGGCCAUGGAUCCGAAGCGUAAUCAGAUAGCCGACUGGCGAAUGCACGUCGAAGGCACGUGCCGCCUGAUCCAGCUCCGAGGACGUGAUAGACAUCUGUCAAGCCUAGGCAUGGACUUGUAUGAUGGAGUUCGCUUGCCAGCAGUCAUACAAGGUCUCUCAAAACGUCAGCCGAAUGCGUUCACUCAGCUCGAUUGGAAACUCCCCUGUCUAAAUAUGAGAGACAGACUGUAUCAACUUAUCAACCCUGUUCCGCAGUUGCUGCAAGACUUCGAUAUUUUCCAUGAACAUGGAACUCGCAUCGACGAUGGUCUGGUGAGCCAGCACAUCGCUUAUGGUAUGAAAUUGCUGCGCAGCGCUCUGACUAUCUGCUAUGAUCUGCAGGCCUGGGAGUCCAAGGUCCUGAGACUAUGCUAUGGGAAGAAGCCCCUUUGUGACCUGGGUACUGAUCCUUUGAGCUUCAUGCCAGGACACGGUGGAGAACACAACACACUCUACGAUUUCUGCCGACUUCACGGCCAUGGAUUCUUCUCGACCUGCACACAGUAUUGGACCAUGUGCAACAUACUCUACGGCUCUCUAAGAAAGUUCCACCAACAACUCCAGGAUUUCAUGGAUAUCUGGGUCCUUGAAGAAGUGCUGCCCACCAUACCUGUAUGGGUAACUCCAGAGCUACCAGCCUUGAAUAUCGCAAAGGUAGCUGGUCAUUUCUUUGCCCCAGGGAUGGGUCUCUGGGCUGCUCAUGGGGCAGUGUUUCCUAUCAGUACUGCACUGUGGCACUUUGCCAAAACUGGCAGGCGAGACUCGCCGGCUUUCAAGUCGAUGACGGAGGCUUUCACAAUCAGCAAGACCGGUGUUAUCAUGCGGGACUUCCUCAACGCGAUCGGUGUGGUGUGGCAGCUCGAGGGUUGA
Aureobasidium namibiae CBS 147.97 is the source of this 1479-nucleotide messenger RNA. RefSeq lists its product as uncharacterized. Bases 1 to 1479 code for a protein of 492 amino acids. The record is from RefSeq and is a predicted model, not a curated record. Lineage: Eukaryota; Fungi; Ascomycota; Dothideomycetes; Dothideales; Saccotheciaceae. Gene Ontology annotation, molecular function: DNA-binding transcription factor activity, RNA polymerase II-specific; zinc ion binding. The transcript has a single exon. Gene Ontology annotation, biological process: regulation of DNA-templated transcription.